This is a messenger RNA of Uranotaenia lowii, 3732 nucleotides long. RefSeq names its product U2 snRNP-associated SURP motif-containing protein. Gene Ontology annotation, cellular component: nucleus. Gene Ontology annotation, molecular function: RNA binding. The record is from RefSeq and is a predicted model, not a curated record. Lineage: Eukaryota; Metazoa; Arthropoda; Insecta; Diptera; Culicidae. The transcript has 11 exons. Bases 134 to 3400 code for a protein of 1088 amino acids. Gene Ontology annotation, biological process: RNA processing.
CGCCAUCUCUAAUUUUUUCUCGUUCGGGCUAGUUUUUCCUCGGGGAUGAAGGUUGUUUUUUCUUGAAUUACGUGGUAAAUUUGGUGCAAAAGUUGAUUCCGGUUUGCCGAAAUCGUAGCUGAAGCUGAUCACCAUGAAGAAAAUUGCUGACCAAAAACUGCAGGCUUUCACCGUCGGAACGAUGGGGAAGCGCCAGCUCAGCCGGAAGGAGCUGGAGGAACAGAAAAAGCGCGAAGACGAAGCGGCCGCAGCACACGCGUUCAAAGAGUUUGUUGAGACAUUUCAAGAAGCUCCCUCCAAGAUAUCCAAGGUGUGGGUAAAAGCCGGAACGUACGAUGCGGGAUCCAGAAAGGAAGACGUUCGCGAGAAGGGCAAAUUGUACAAGCCUUCGUCCCGUCUGGAAAGCGAACAGGAAAAAGUCAACGACUAUGUUAAAAUGUUGGCAAACGAAUCCAAGAAGGACCUGUUGCUACCGGGCGCGAAGAAAAAGUCUGGGGAGAAGAAGAAAAGUAACCUGGAAUUGUUCAAGGAGGAGCUGCGGCUGAUCCAGGAAGAGCGCGAGGAACGGCACAAGUACAAAAAUACGGCCAAAUCGAUGCUACCGGUUUCGAUCGAUCCGGAUCCGCCGUACAACGAGGGUAACACUAAGGAGUCUGGUUCCUUCGACAAUGGGGACCCAAAUACCACCAAUUUGUAUUUGGGUAAUUUAAAUCCGAAGAUCUCGGAACAAGCGCUGAUGGAACUGUUUGGUAAGUACGGUCCAUUGGCUAGCAUCAAGAUUAUGUGGCCUCGAUCGGAGGAAGAACGGGCCCGUGGAAGGAACUGUGGUUUUGUGGCGUACAUGAGUCGUCGGGAUGCCGAGAGGGCUUUGCGGGCACUCAACGGGAAAGAUGUUAUGAACUACGAGAUGAAACUGGGCUGGGGUAAAUCGGUACCCAUCAUGACUCAUCCUAUCUAUAUUCCACCGGCCCUGGUGGCUUACACAUUGCCUCCGCCUCCUUCCGGACUACCCUUCAACGCUCAGCCUCAUCCGUCCGAUUUGGAAAAUAUUCCUAAAAUGACCUCCAAGAUGUAUAUGGACGAGCCGGAGCAAAAAGAGAAAAUGGACAACGUUCUGUACAAAUCAUCGAUUAAGGUGGUUAUUCCAACGGAACGGCCGCUAUUGAUGUUGAUCCAUCGAAUGGUUGAGUUUGUAAUACGGGAAGGACCGAUGUUUGAAGCGUUGAUUAUGACCCGGGAAAUGGAAAAUCCGAUGUACAAAUUCCUGUUUGAGAAUGAGAGUCCAGCUCACAUUUACUAUCGGUGGAAGCUGUUUUCACUGCUCCAAGGUGACACGGUGGCCGAUUGGCGAGUCAAAGAAUUCCGUAUGUUCAAAGGCGGCUCUAUUUGGAAACCUCCACCGAUCAAUUUCUACACCCAGGGUAUGCCCGAUGAACUACUGGUAGAUUUAGAAGGCAUCGACAGCAACAAAGGCAAUCUCUCGGUGGCGCAAAGGGAUCGAUUGGAGGAUUUGCUGCGACAUCUGACCCCUGAGCGGCAGAAAAUUGCCGACACCAUGAUAUUCUGCAUCGAGCAUGCGGAUGCGGCCGAGGAAAUUUGCGAUUGCAUUGCGGAGUCGCUGUCAAGCAACGACACUAUGGUUAAGAAAAAGGUUGCCCGGAUCUAUCUGAUUUCGGACAUUCUACAUAAUUGUAGCGUUAAGGUUCAAAAUGCCAGCUUCUUCCGGAAAGCGCUGGAAAAAAACUUAAUGGAUAUUUUUAAAAGUUUGAACAGUUAUCACAUGCAACUAGACAGCCGACUGAAGGCUGAAGGUUUCAAAUCACGUGUGAUGAACGUUUUUAGGGCGUGGGACGAGUGGGUCGUUUACCCUAAAGAAUUUUUGUCCCGUUUGCAACACACAUUCUUGGGGAUUCCAAUUGUUGAAAAGAAAGAAGAGGAAGAACCGGAAGAAGAAAACGAAGAUGAAGAUCUGGAUGGUAUUCCACUGGAUGGUGCGGCCCUGUUGAAAAGUGCAAUGCUGAAAGGAAUGACGGAGACCGAUCAUAGGACCCCGAUUCUAAAACAGGGCAUCUACAGCGAUGAGGAGGAUAUCGAUGGAAUGCCGAUGGAAGACGACAUCGAUGGUGUUCCGUUGGAUAAUUCAGCGACCGAACUGUUUCCAGCUGGAAACUCAAAAAGUAAAGUCAAGGGAACCGGAUCGUUCAUUCCAUCUAAAUGGGAAACGGUUGAUGCUUCGCAAAUUGAAGCUCAGGCUAUCACCACCAGCAAGUGGGACACUUUGGAUCCAGUCGCACCAGAACCUCCGCAUAUUAAGCUGAGAGAUGAUUCGGACGACGAACACACCACUAAGGGAGAUGAAGAAGCUCGUCGGCAGCGGUUACGUGAAAUUGAGGUCAAGAUAGUUCAAUACCAAGAUGAAUUCGAAUCCGGCAGCCGGCAGGUUCGGGUCGGUUGGACUAUGGGCGAAGAAAUUGCGCACUACCGGCGAAAACUGAUCAAGAAAGCUGAAAAGGAGCUACGCCAACAGCAAUUGGCCAUGGCACAACAACAAAGCGAUGACGAUACCGAAGAAGAUACGGACGAAUAUGAACGAACCUCAAAGAAGGGGUCUAAACGAAGUGUCAGUCCAGAAAUAUCUCGCAAACACAAGAAGAGCCGCCGAUCUCCGUCGUCCGAGUAUCUGCGAGAAACCACAGCCAAAUCGUCGCGACGAUCGCGAUCCCCUGUCUACACGAGCAGUAGCCGUAGUAAACGUGAUUCCCUGUCACCUCCUGCUCGGGCGAGUAGCAGUAAAACGGCAUCGUCCCGGCACCGUCUAUCCCGUAGCUCCUCCCGAUCACCCACACGAAGGCAUCACGAGCGGUCGAUUUCGCCGGCAACCCGUAGCAAAUACGACUUGCUGGAAUCACCGGCCCGGGUAUCAUCCAAGUACGAAAGCACCAGUAGUUCCUCGAAGUAUGAAAAGUACGAAACGGCAAGUUCGUCGUCGAAAUACGAUUCCCGGCUGUAUGAAGAUGCUAGGACCGGAAGCAGCAGCAGCAAGUACGAAAAGUACGACAAAUAUGAAAUUGUUUCCACCAGCAGUGGUAAGCACGAUCGGGAGCGAGAGAGGGAACGAGACCGGGACCGGGACAGGGAACGGGACCGUGAAAGAGACAUACGUGAGCGAGAGCGGGAUCGCGAUCGGGAUCGACUCUACAGCGGCGGCAGCAGCAGCAAGUACGAAACCAUCAGUUCCAAGUACGACGACGGCGAAAGUAGAAAAUACAGAUCCCCCUCACCGCGAGGUUCGUCCAGCAGAGACAGCUAUCGAUAUAGCGCUGCCACCGGAGGUAGCAGUAGUGGGCUGAGCAGCAGCGGCACCAGCAGAAUAGAAAAGCACAAAAAACAUAAAUAUUGAACUAACUGUUUCUCCUUUGCCGCAUUAGUGAACUAGUGGCUUCUAGGUGAGAUUAAGAAAUAAGAUUACACCGAUAUCAAAGAUAGUUUUUGAUAUCGUUUUUGAUCCUUGCAUCCUAUUCCCGAUGCAUUGUUUUGCAUUCGAACGCGCUUCACCAGAUUGCAUGGUAAGUCACUAUGCAAAGGCAUUUUAAUUAUAGAUGGAUGAAUUUCUUGAUUAUAGUGUAAAUGUGAACCUUAUAUGCGAUUGAUUUGUGCUGCAAUGUAUGUACACUUGUUUUGCACAGAUGGCUUUCUUUCGCAGAAAAAAUAAAAUAAAGCCAAAAUCAGUAA